Chaetomium strumarium is the source of this 860-nucleotide messenger RNA. RefSeq lists its product as uncharacterized. The record is from RefSeq and is a predicted model, not a curated record. The transcript has a single exon. NCBI's taxonomy places the organism in Eukaryota, Fungi, Ascomycota, Sordariomycetes, Sordariales, Chaetomiaceae. The coding region runs from base 38 to 766 and encodes 242 amino acids.
UUUGACUCAAUUGGCACGACCCGCCUGCUCGACUCCCAUGCCUGGCUGCAAGUUGGGGGAAGUCGCCUGCAAUAAGUUGGUGUGGCUUGACUCCUCGGCGCCCUUCCGAAUGCGGUUAGAUGGGGGUGUGAGCAGCCCAUGCAUGGGAGUGCGAGCAGGCGUAUCGCAUUGGCAAGGUGGCAGAAAAGUCAAGACUGGGGGGGAUCGUCCCGGCGCCCGAAGCGCUAGCGUAAGCGCGGCACUACCCGCGCCGCACGAGAAUCCACCGCUGGAACUCCAGCAGGAUCUAAGGCGAAGAUUUCACGGCCCAGCACCAUUGCCGCCAAAGUACGACGUCCGUACGCCGCCAUACUUGACUGCUGAGCCGGUCAUGACGGCGACAAAGAUCGACCCCGGCAAACCUACCGUCUUGAUCAUGGCAACGGAUGGGUUGUGGGACAGGCUUUCCGACCAGCAGGCCGUCGAGUUAGUAGGGAAAUGGCUCGAGUCGAAUGGGUCAGACAAGGGAGGCACGAAUCCGGACUCGACUCGUGAACCGUUCGACUUCAGCCAGCUUCGAAAUGUGGUGAACCCGGGGUUUGUCGAGGGAAGAACGACCAUCCAGGACAACAAUGCCGCCGUGCAUCUGGUGCGUAACUCCCUGGGUGGAAAUCACCACGAGCUGGUAGCGGCCCGGCUAGCGUUUGACGCUCCAUUCUCCCGGCGACUCCGGGAUGAUAUCACCGUGCAGGUCGUGUUCUUCGUAAACAACAGAGACGCUGCCUAAGAGGGGAGCGAAGCCGCAUGUGGACGUUUUGGUGUCGGAUCAAGCUCAUUGUACAAACCCUUGCUGACUUCGCAGCUACUUGAUUUUUUUUUUC